Triticum turgidum subsp. durum (durum wheat) is the source of this 249-nucleotide messenger RNA. NCBI's taxonomy places the organism in Eukaryota, Viridiplantae, Streptophyta, Magnoliopsida, Poales, Poaceae. The record is from the annotation of a GenBank genome assembly.
AUGGUUAGGUUUGGGAAAAAGUUGACGGCCGGCCAAGUUCCAAAGUGGAGAGGUUACUAUAUAAAUUACAAGCUGAUGAAGAAGAAAGUAAAACAAUAUGGGCAGCAGCUCCAACAGGGAGAGAAAGACCGUUGCCGUGUUCUCAAGCAUUUCUCAAAGAUGCUUGAUGAUCAGGUAAUUCUAAGAGAUGGAUCUCUGCCAAUUCAUUACUUCAUUCUCCCUGAUCUGAGUUUAACCUGCAGACUUUAG